GCUCCGCUUCCGGGUCAUACAGUGCAGUUCCGGCGUUGCCAGCAGCAGUGGAGGAAAAAUCUGCAAACAAAACAAUAAAAAUAACUAAUAAAUACACUUGAACCUGCGAUUAACUCACCUGUCAGGAACCUUCAGUGUUUGGUUUGAUUGGAGCUGCUGUUGGUCUGCAGGUAAGAACCAAAGAACCAGGAUGCUGAGGAGGAAACCGACUCGUCUGGAGCUGAAGAUCGACGACACCGAAGAGUUUGAGAGUGUCAAGAAGGAGCUAGAGGCCAGGAAGCGUCAGCGGGAGGAGGCGGAGUCAGGAGGUGGUGUGGACCGGGCAUCCGUCAUCAGUGUUGACAUCAUUGGGGGCGGAGCCUCUGCGUCGGCCACAUCAGCCACAGCGUCGAGGGCAGAACUUAUCAACGAGCGAAUCGGCUACAAGCCCCACCCCAAACCAGCAACACUGCCGACCUUAUUUGGAAGUUUACAGUUUUAAUAAACAUGUGGACUGUU
This is a messenger RNA of Acanthochromis polyacanthus (spiny chromis), 498 nucleotides long. Its product is annotated as cell division cycle 26 homolog. NCBI's taxonomy places the organism in Eukaryota, Metazoa, Chordata, Actinopteri, Pomacentridae. The coding region runs from base 191 to 481 and encodes 96 amino acids. The transcript is spliced from 3 exons. The record is from RefSeq and is a predicted model, not a curated record. Gene Ontology annotation, biological process: protein K11-linked ubiquitination; regulation of mitotic cell cycle; anaphase-promoting complex-dependent catabolic process. Gene Ontology annotation, cellular component: anaphase-promoting complex.